Messenger RNA from Camelina sativa (false flax), 618 nucleotides. RefSeq lists its product as uncharacterized. The record is from RefSeq and is a predicted model, not a curated record. Gene Ontology annotation, biological process: chromosome segregation; cell division; mitotic cell cycle. Gene Ontology annotation, molecular function: microtubule binding. Gene Ontology annotation, cellular component: spindle microtubule; outer kinetochore. Lineage: Eukaryota; Viridiplantae; Streptophyta; Magnoliopsida; Brassicales; Brassicaceae.
AAAGGUUAACCCUAAAGAGAGCAAAGAGGGGGGAAUUGAGAAAGCGAGAGAAGAAGAUGAGUCAUCGUCAUCAUCAAGCUGUUGAUAAUCUGAUAAAUGUUUUAGGGAGAGCUUCUCAUGAUCUUAAUGAUGUUCAUUCGAAGCUCGAAAAGGAGUUCCAGCAGACUUAUACUGAUAAUGCGAAUCCGAUGAAGCUGAUUCAGAGAAUGAAGAAGUUGCAGGAAGAUGUGACUGUUCUUAAAGACCAAUGCUUGGAGCUUUUGUCUGCUAAACAGGAUUUGAUUGAUAAGGCACAGACGACACUUGUUGGAAAUUGCAGCCUGAUUCAGAAAAUGAAUGCAUCCUUGGGAGAAUCAACAAAUGGUGAUGCAGAUGAUGCAUUGGCUGAUUUUAAUCAGAUUAUCGACGAGUGGACAACACAAGUUAGAUCGAGAACAGUGGGGGAGAUAGGGGAGGCAGAUAAAGCAGACAUCAAUAAGAUGCUUUUCUCUGCUAUUGUUCAUACCAAUUGAGUAUGUUCAUUUUCAUGAUUAUGUUUAUAUUUACACAACCACUGCAUACAAUCAAAACUGUGCCCUAGAUUUUUGUAUCUAUGUAUUUCCUUGUGCUCGAGUUUUA